Molecule: messenger RNA, 2628 nt
Organism: Neoarius graeffei (lesser salmon catfish)
Lineage: Eukaryota; Metazoa; Chordata; Actinopteri; Siluriformes; Ariidae
Gene: skor1a
Product: SKI family transcriptional corepressor 1a
Exons: 9
Coding region: 91-2400 (769 amino acids)
Biological process (GO): negative regulation of transcription by RNA polymerase II; negative regulation of BMP signaling pathway
Cellular component (GO): transcription regulator complex; nucleus
Molecular function (GO): DNA-binding transcription factor activity, RNA polymerase II-specific; SMAD binding; RNA polymerase II cis-regulatory region sequence-specific DNA binding
Source: RefSeq, a predicted model, not a curated record
AAAUCCUCCAUGUUCUUGUCUGUAAUAUGGCAUAAAGAAGAUCUGAUGUCCAUGACCUGUGUAGCAAUGCCCUGAAACAAUUUCCAGGGAAUGGAGCCGAUAAGCGCGCCGCUGGCCUCGGGACCGGAAGCCAGCUCUCCGCCGCACUCUAAACGGGACGUGUCUCCUUUCUCCGGCGGCGGCGCGGCGCUCAAACCCAACCAAGUGAGCGAGACGUCUCUGUACGGUGUGCCCAUCGUAUCUCUGGUCAUAGACGGUCAGGAACGGCUGUGUCUGGCCCAGAUCUCCAACACUCUGCUGAAGAGCUACAGCUACAACGAAAUUCAUAACCGGCGCGUCGCUCUCGGGAUCACGUGCGUGCAGUGCACACCGGUGCAGCUGGAGAUCCUGAGGCGCGCCGGUGCCAUGCCCAUCUCCUCGCGCCGCUGCGGGAUGAUCACCAAACGGGAGGCAGAAAGGCUGUGCAAGUCGUUUCUGGGCGCGCACACGCCGCCAAAGCUGCCCGAGAACUUCGCGUUCGACGUCUCGCAUGAAUGCGCGUGGGGCUGCAGGGGCAACUUCAUCCCGGCGCGGUACAACAGCUCACGCGCCAAGUGCAUCAAGUGCGCGUACUGCAGCAUGUACUUCUCUCCCAACAAGUUCAUCUUCCACUCGCACCGCACCCCGGAGUCCAAAUACACGCAGCCAGACGCAGCCAACUUUAAUUCCUGGAGGCGCCACCUGAAACUUUCGGACAAGCACAUGCCCGAUGAGAUCUCUCACGCUUGGGAGGACGUGAAGGCCAUGUUUAACGGGGGCAGCAGGAAAAGGACAAUGCCCGGAAGCGGGUGCAACAUGUCGCCUCUCAAAACACAAGGCCCGGGCCAUGUGAGGCAGGCCUCUUCACCGGAAAUCCCGCACAAAACCCUACGCUGCGAUGACGAGCGCAUGAACCUCGGCCUCGCCAAUGGAGCGCGCAAUUACCCGGUCAUUCCGGUGCCAAGCAAGAGCUUUGGCAUGCUCCAGAAAAUCCCCCCGCCGCUCUUCCCACAUCCGUACGGAUUCUCUCCGUUUGGUUUGUGUCAAAAGAAAGACGACGGCACGAACGAGCAAAAUAAAACGGGCGUACCGGGUGUGUUCUGGGCCGGCACGAAGGACAGCCUGUACCCGUCCUUCCCCAUGUUCUGGCCCACGACGGGCGCUUUGCCCCUGCCGCCCUAUCAGCACGCGCACCAGAAGCCGCACGAGCUCACCGGAAACCGGCAGAGUGAGACAGAUGUUGCCGAGCACGAGCGUCCAAGAAGCAGCACUCCCAGAGACAGCGAGCGCUGCUCGAGCUCCCAGUCGCUCGAGGACAAAUCCGCCGACGAGAUGAGGUCGACUGAGGGUCACGCGACAUCUCCGCCACGGAAGUCGAACUACGUUUCCGCGUUCAGGCCCGUCGUUAAGGACGCAGAGAGCAUCGCCAAGCUCUACGGCAACCGGGACGCGUAUGCGGGGCCGCCCGCGGGUCACCUGUCCCCGGACUUCGUCAGCGAGACUUCCAGCUACAGGACUGCCUCACCGGAAGUCGACAGCGGAGGAGAACCGGAAGUGGACGUGGAGUCCAACCGGGAGACACAUGAUGAUGAUGACGAGGAGUCCGUUCAGCUGUCUGUGGAGGACCGGCAGAGUCCAGUGAGGCAGAUCGGGUCCCGGACGGGUCACGGAGAAGAAAUGCGAGAAAGCAGAGAGGAAGAAGAGGGGGAGGAGGAGGAGGAAGAAGAAGAGGAGGAGGAGGAGGACAGACACGAGGACACGGAUGAAGACAGGCUGAGUGACAGAGCAACAAAAAAGAACAACACUCCAACAUAUGAUGUGGGUGCUGCUGAAAAGGACGCAGGGCUUUCACUGAACUCUCCUCCUGUUCCAGCACCGAAAUAUCCUCCAAUCCAGGAAUCACACAAUUCACACAGAUUCAGCCAUGCUGCUGGACUUGAGGAUGAUUGGGAAUCGCAGAAAUCCCGUCACGACCAAAUGAGCGUUUCUCAAGAAGCUGAGAUUGAAGGUGCAUCGAGGACUGAUGGCAGAUUCCAGUUAAUUGAAAAAGAUAUCGAGCACAUGGCAAAAGAGGAGCUCCAAAAACAGCUGGUGGAGCAAAUGGAGCUGAGGAAGAAGAUGGAACGGGAGUUUCAAAAUCUGAAAGAUAAUUUUCAGGACCAGAUGAAGAGAGAGCUGUCCUACCGAGAGGAGAUGGUGCAGCAGCUGCAAAUAGUCAGAGACACUUUGUGCAACGAGUUGGAUCAAGAGAGAAAGGCUCGAUAUGCAAUUCAGCAGAAGCUAAAAGCUCACGACGCUCUACACCACUUCUCCUGCAAGAUGCUCACUCCACGACACUGCACCGGGACGUGCACCUUCAAACCGCCUCUACUGCCACCUUAAUCUAAAUCCCCCACACUGGAGGACUACGACGGAUCCUACACACAUGAAAACCAAAAGACCUCUUCAAUAAAUUUCAAAGCACUGAACUUUCCAAGGACUGAAAAUGUACAGCAUCGUCAAAAAGAUCUAAAGGCAUCUCUUGAAGUUCUGCUUAAACAGACAUGAAACAGACACGGAUAAUUCUUCUCUGAACCGAGCAAGCUGGCAGAACGAUGAGAUCAGAGUCAA